Corvus hawaiiensis (hawaiian crow) is the source of this 1441-nucleotide messenger RNA. Its product is annotated as programmed cell death 1 ligand 2-like. Bases 153 to 1076 code for a protein of 307 amino acids. Gene Ontology annotation, cellular component: external side of plasma membrane. The record is from RefSeq and is a predicted model, not a curated record. The transcript has 6 exons. Lineage: Eukaryota; Metazoa; Chordata; Aves; Passeriformes; Corvidae. Gene Ontology annotation, biological process: positive regulation of T cell proliferation; cellular response to lipopolysaccharide; immune response.
CCUACAAGCUGUGCUAUUGGUGCAUGUUAUAGACUGUCACAAGAGCUGGGUAGUUUCUACUGUGGUGCAAAUAGGAUAGAGCUUUGAAUAUCUUUGCUGUUACAUGAAUCAGAUUGCAAUGACCUGCAUAAAGAUCUAAUAUCUCUGAGAAAAUGUUCCAGAUCCUCACAGUGCUGUUGCUGGAAACACAGCUCUCCAGGGUUUCAGCUUUAUUUACAGUUGAAGUUCCUCAACAGCUCUACACUGCAGAGUAUGGGAGCAAUGUGACCAUGGAAUGCAGAUUCCCUGUGAAUGGCUCAAUAGAUCUAGGACUCCUGACUGUUGUUUGGGAGCAGAAAAGGCAGGGCUGGUUGAAAUCAAAAGAGGUGUACACAUUCCGCAAUGGGAAGGCAUUCCCUCCAUCCCAACAUCCUGAUUACAUAGGAAGAGCAUCACUUCUGCACAGUGAACUGAAGCUGGGACGAGCCAUCCUUCAGAUCACCAAUGUGAAGGUCACAGAUGCAGGAUCAUACCUUUGUCUCAUUGACUACCAGGGCGUGGACUAUAAGUACAUUGCUUUGGAAGUAAAAGCACCUUACAAGAGAAUAAACACUCAAGUAAUGAGAAUACCAAGUGAAGAUGAGUUUGUUUUUAUGUGCCAGUCAGAAGGCUUUCCUCUGGCAGAGGUUUUCUGGCAAAAUGAGAAUUUCAAUCUUAGUGGAUCUGCCAAUACCACCUACACACUGACUGCAGACGGCCUCUACAAUGUCACCAGCAUCCUGACAUUCAAACCAAAUAUGAGUGAGAACUACACCUGUGUCUUCUGGAAUAAAGAACUGAAUGCAGAAACUUCAGCUCACGUUUCCACUUCAGCUUUAAUGAGUACACAGUAUAGUGGAAAAAAACUCCUGAUCUCAUUUAUCAUCCCCACAAGUGUGAUUGUAGCUGUCCUUCUCUGUGCACUAAUAAUAUUUCAGAAGAGAAAAACAUUCAAGAAUGGGCAAGCCAAAAAAGGUGAUGAUUUUAACUCUCAGACUGAGGCUUUAUACUUGUCAACUGUCACGGCUUCAAGAGACAGUGGGACUGUGGGUUUGUGAAAAUUCUUCAUCCUACACGCCAUAAUUUGCACUUCUUCUAUCUGUUUUUGGGGAAUUUGAAAGAAAAUUACAGCACUUUAGCCUUGGUGAAACAGUGAACUCAUGGGGAUGUAUUUGCACUGCAACGAUGGAAAGCUAUGCCUGCUCAGAUACUCUAUCUUGAAGUUACUGAGAACUAUGCUGUCAUGAAAUGUGGUUUACCACUGUGAAGAGGUCAUCUGAGUGCCUUUGAUACACUUUACUUUUGGACUUACUGUUGCUCAAGGGAUUUUUGUUUAAGAAUGGCUUUAUUAACUGUUCCAGUCUCAGGAAUGGUGCUUGCAUUCAAAUAUCUUGUGGAAUUUGAAUAAAAGCUGUAAAUGCUA